Messenger RNA from Oncorhynchus keta (chum salmon), 8246 nucleotides. RefSeq names its product angiopoietin-related protein 2-like. The record is from RefSeq and is a predicted model, not a curated record. NCBI's taxonomy places the organism in Eukaryota, Metazoa, Chordata, Actinopteri, Salmoniformes, Salmonidae. The coding region runs from base 563 to 2137 and encodes 524 amino acids. The transcript is spliced from 5 exons.
GAGAGAGAGGGAGAGAAAGGAGAGGGGAGGUAAGGAGGGCAGGAGAAAAAGACUACGUCUGAGAGCUGUGAGGCAGAAGUGAUGGACUCAGCACUCAGAAAGUGACAUUCUUCUCCUACCGGGCUACAGAGAGCACAGUGACCUCUCACUGUCUCCUGCUUUCUCACUGCCUGUGAGGAAUCUACACAUUAUAUCUAAAAACAAAUGUGGAUUUAAUGUAUUUAGUCUUUUCAAGUGGAUUUUUUCAUCUUUGCUCAAUGCCUUCAGUACAAAGGACAUCUUCCCGACAAGUGCAGCUCCUGAUUCUAUAAUGAAGGUGUUUUAAUAACAGGCUUCAAACCACAGUCCACUUUUAAGUGACAAGACGGAUGCAGGUGACAAAGAACAAGUGAUCUAGAGAGAGGACAGCCCCAAACAGCUUUCACACAGACCGGUGAUGACUUUCUUCAAGGGGACACUUCAAUCAGUGUUGCCAGAACGGCAAGGGAACUGAAGGAAUAACAAGCUAGAGUUGACAAUUAUCUGCCUAAGGUGUGUGUGAGUGAGAGCCCUUCCCAGACUGAUGGAGCUCCCUGCAGUGGUGCUGCUGUUCCUGGUGUAUGGUCUGGUGUCUGGAGCCCAGCAGCCCCAGGGCCAGGGGAACCGCCAGGAGAGCAACCCCCAGGCCAGGAGCCAGGGCAGAACCUCAUCCCAGGAGUUUGAGAGGAGUCAGGAUGGUCUGGAGAGAGAGUUCCUGUAUUCUGGGCGGAGGAGCAGACGGGCCCUCGCCGACUCCCAGCAGCCUGACGGUUGUUCAUACACCUUUAUCGUUCCCCAGCAGAAGGUGACAGGGGCCAUCUGUGUGAACCGCAAGGAGCCGGAAGCAGUGCUGGAGAACCGCGUCAACAAGCAGGAGCUGGAGCUGCUGAACGGGGAGCUGCAGAAGCAGAAGAGGCAGAUCGAGACGCUGCAGCAGCUAGUGGAGGUGGACGGAGGCAUUGUCAACGAGGUCAAGCUGCUGAGGAAGGAGAGCAGGAACAUGAAUUCAAGGGUGACCCAGCUCUACAUGCAGCUUCUUCACGAGAUCAUCAGGAAGAGGGACAACUCCCUGGAGCUGUCCCAGAUGGAGAACCGCAUCCUCAACCAGACCUCUGAGAUGCAACAGCUCACUAACCGCUACAAGGACCUGGAGCACAAGUACCAGCACCUGACCUCUCUGGCCAACAACCAGUCGGUCCUCAUCGCCCUGCUGGAGGAGCAGUGUCAGGGUCAGCCGGUCAGCCUCCCUCGCCCAGUCCCUGUACCCCAGCCCAGGCCUCAGCCCCCACCCGCACCAUCACCACCCAUCAACAAGCCCUACCAACCUCCCACCUACCCACGCCUCACCAACCAGAUAAACAACGAGAUUCAGAGUGACCAGAAGUCUGUGCUGCCUGUCCUUCCUACCAUGCCCAGUGGCACAGGCAGCCCUUCUACCACCAACAAACCCUCUGGGCCAUGGAAGGACUGCCUGCAGGCCCUGGAGGAUGGCCACACGGCUAGUGGCAUGUACCUAGUGAAGCCAGAGAACGCCAACAGGCUGAUGCAGGUGUGGUGUGACCAGAGACAUGACCCUGGUGGCUGGACUGUCAUCCAGAGGAGGCUGGACGGAUCAGUCAACUUCUUCAGGAACUGGGAGACUUAUAAGCAAGGCUUUGGAAACAUAGAUGGAGAGUAUUGGCUGGGCCUGGAGAACAUCUACUGGCUGACCAACCAGGGGAACUACAAGCUGCUGGUGACUCUGGAGGACUGGUCUGGUAGGAAGGUGUUUGCAGAGUAUGCCAGCUUCAGGCUGGAGCCUGAGGCAGACUUCUACAAACUCAGGGUGGGCCGCUACCAUGGCAACGCCGGAGACUCCCUCACCUGGCACAACGGCAAACAGUUUACUACGCUGGACAGAGACCAUGAUGUGUAUACAGGUAACUGUGCCCACUACCAGAAGGGAGGCUGGUGGUACAAUGCAUGUGCCCAUUCUAACCUCAAUGGAGUAUGGUACAGAGGUGGACACUACCGCAGUCGCUACCAAGAUGGAGUCUACUGGGCUGAAUUCAGAGGAGGGGCCUACUCCCUGAAGAAAGUAUCUAUGAUGAUAAGACCGAACCCAAACACCUUUCAUUAAGUAUCCAUUGCAAAACUAUUUCCUUUACACAAACUUAAAUUGAAACAAGCUCUUGAACUCUGAUACAAUGGAACCUCACACAACCAGAUCAAGAGGACGAUGACAUAGAAAGUGCAAAUAUCUAAGCCUUGGAGAAGCAAUAAAGGAGAAGCAGGGUGCAUCAUGUUGCUUCAAAGUCCCUUCGUUAAAAAAAAGAGGGUUUGACCAGAUACAAUGCGUUUUCACAGUAAACAAAUUAGCAACGGCUUCUCAGCACGCUGAUAGGGAAAAGCAUUCAACAUGUAUGGCACUUACACAAAUGUUUGAUGAUUGGCUGAGAGAAAAUGAUAAUAAAAAGAUUGUGGGGGCUGUUUUGCUAGACUUCAGUGCAGCUCCUGACAUUAUCGAUCAUAAUCUGCUGCUGGAUAAACACACUACCGUUCAAAAGUUUGGGGUCACUUAGAAAUGUCCUUGUUUUCCAUGAAAACAUACAGGAAAUGAGUUGCAAAAUGAAUAGGAAAUAUAGUCAAGACGUGGACAAGGUUAUAAAUAUAGAUUUUUAAUUUAAAUAGUAAUUGUGCCAAAGAAUCCUCAAUUUGCAACAAUUACAGCCUUACAGACAUUUGGCAUUCUAGUUGUCAAUUUGUUGAGGUAAUCUGAAGAGAUUUCACCCAAUGCUUCGUGAAGUACCUCCCACAAGUUGGAUUGGCUUGAUGGGCACUUUUUACAUACAAUAUGGUCAAGCUGCUCCCACAAGAGCGCAAUAGGGUUGAGAUCUGUUGACAGUGCUGGCCACUCCAUUAUAGACAGAAUACCAGCUGACCUCUUCUUCCCUAAAUAGUUCUUGCAUAGUUUGGAGCUGUGCUUUGGGUCAUUGUCCUGUUUUAGGAGGAAAUUGGCUCCAAUUAAGCGCCGUCCACAGUGUAUGGCGGUGCGAAAUGGAGUGAUAGCCUUCCCUCUUCAAGGUCCCUAUUACCCUGUACAAAGCUCCCAAUUUACCACCAAAGCACCCCCAGACCAUCACAUUAUCUCCACCAUGAUUGACAGAUGCUGUCAAGCACUCCUCCAGCAUAUAUUCAUUUUUUCUGCAUCUCACGAAUGUUCUUACUUGUGAUCCGAACACCUCAAACUUAGAUCUUCCUGUGCCCAGUGUCUGUGUUCUUUUGCCCAUCUAAUUAUUUUAUUUUUAUUGGCCAGUCUGAGAUAUGGCUUUUUCUUUGCAACUCUGCCUAGAAGGCCAGCAUCCCGGAGUCGCCUCUUCACUGUUGACGUUGAGACUGGUGUUUUGAGGGUCCUAUUUAAUGAAGCUGCCAGUUGAGGACUUGUCUGUUUCUCAAACUAGACCCUGUAAUGUACCUCCCACUCCUCUUUCUAUUCUGGUUAGAGCUAGUUUGCACUGUUCUCUGAAGGGAAUAGUACACAGAGUUGGUAUGAGAUCUUCAGUUUCUUGGAAAUGUCUUGCAUGGAAUAGCCUUCAUUUAUCAGAACAACAAUAGACUGAUGUCUUUCAGCAGAAAGUUCUUUGUUUCUGGCCCUUUUGAGCCUGUACUUGUUGCAGGAAUUAAAUUCCUCUAUGUUUUAACACCCAAUUAAAAUUAAACACUGUCAAUUCUUAAGGAUAUGUAUGACCCUUAUUAGUAUAAAAAUGGACAGAGCCCAGUCUUAAAGUCAAACAGCAGCCUUUAUUCAUGAGAGUACUGCUCCUUACACAUUUUACCACAGGUUAUAAACUUAAAAUGACGUCAUUAGUUUCAGUACCAACCCGUGCCAUCUCCGCUCUAGUACAAAGGCUGUAUGGUUCUCACAUCGUCUCUCCCUAUUAAGAUGAUAUAUGACUUGAGCUUAGGACAGCUGGUGUAGAUAAGCCUUCUAGCCAGUCUGGCUAUGAGUUCAUUCAUUUCUACCAUGGUACAGACCGUCAUUGUUCUAAUUCUUGAUUAUAUUUGCACACAUUAUAUUCAGUACUAAGAUUAAAAAGAAAAUUCAUACAUGUACAGUAACAUAAUAGUAUUCUGAUUAGUACAUAUACAGUAACAUAAUAGUAUUCUGAUUAGUCAGUCCUGAUUGAAAUGUAUACAUAAUUAGUCAUCAUUGAUAAAAAAAUUCCCUUAACAGUACUCAAACCCACAAAUGCUGAUGCUACAGACACUCAACUAGUCUAAAGAAGGCCAGUUUUAUUGCUUCUUUAAUCAUCACAACAGUUUUCAGCUGUGCUAACAUAAUUGUAAAAGGGUUUUCUAAUGAUCAAUUAAACUUUUAAAAUUAUAAACUUGGAUUAGCUAACACAACGUGUCAUUGGAACACAGGAGUGAUGGUUGCUGAUAAUGGGCCUCUGUAUGCCAAUGUAGAUAUUCCAUUAAAUUCAGGCGUUUCCAGCUACAAUAGUCAUUUACAACAUUAACAAUGUCUACACUGUAUUUCUGAUCAAUAAUUUGAUGUUAUUUUAAUGUACCAAAAAUGUGCUUUUCUUUCAAAAACAAGGACAUUUCUAAGUGACCCCAAACAUUUGAAUGGUAGUGUUUGUGUUAUGGCUUUACAUCCCCUGGUAUAUUGUGGAUCAAGAGUUACCUGUCUAACAAAACACAGAGGGUGUUCUUUAAUGGAAACUUCGGCAACAUAAUCCAGGUAUAGUCAGGCAUUCCCCAGGGCAGUUAUCUAGGCCCCUUACUUUUUUCAAUCUUUACUAAUGACCUGCCACUGGCUCUGAGUAAAGCCUGUGUUUCAAUGUAUGCUGAUGACUCAACACUAUACACUUCAAUAGCAAGUGAAAUAACUGUAACACUUAAAGAGCUGCAGUCAGUUUCAGAAUGGGUGGCAAGAAAUAAGUUAGUCCUGAAUAUUUCAAAAACUAAAAGCAUUGUAUUUGGGACAAAUCAUUCACUAUACCCUAAGACUCAACUAAAUAUUGUAAUGAAUAAUGUGCAAAUUAAGCAAGUUGAGACAACUGUUUGGAGUGAUCCUGGAUUGUAAACUAUCAGGGUCAAAACAUAGAUGCAACAGUAGCUAAGAUGGGUUAAGUCUGUGCAUAAUAAAGUGCUGUUCUGUCUUGUCAACAAUGCUAUUAACAAGGCAGGUCCUAUAGGCCCUAGUUUUGUAGGAUCUGGACUACUGUCCAGUCUUGUGGUCAGGUGCCACGCGACUGGACUGAACAAGCCCAGAACAGGACAGCACGGCUGGCUCUUAAAUGUACACGGAGAGCUAACAUUAAUAUGUCAAUAUCUCCUGGCUCAAAAUAUACGAGAUUGACUUUAUCACUGCUUGUAUUUGUGAGACAUAUUUACAUGUUGAAUGCACAGACACCCAUGCAUACCCCAUAAGAUAUGUCACCAGAGGUCUCUUCACAGUCCCCAAGUCUAGAACAGACUAUACAUAUUCCACAUCAAGUAACUCAUGCAAGCAGUUAAAUCAGAUUGAAAACCCCCAGAUAAAAACACACCUUAUGGAACAACAGGGACUGUGAAGAGGCACACACACACAUGAUAACGUACGCACUAUACACACACGUACACAUGGGUUUUCUGUUGUAGAUAUGUGGUAGUAGAAUAGUGGCCUGGGGACACACAUUUAAUGUGUUGUGAAAUCUGUUGUGAAUUGGAAUGUUAUGUUUUUAAUUGUAUAUAACUGCCUUAAUUUUGCUGGGCCCCAGGAAAGAGUAGCUGCUGCUAAUGGGGAUCCAUAUUAAAAACAAAUGUUGCUCCAAAGACAAACAUAUGCACUAGCACAGCUCUCCCUUCAAAUUCUAUUAAAAUGUGUCUGUUAACUUUACACUGAGUAAGGUGUACUGCUGCCUUAGAACUAAUGGAACGGCGUGAUUCAGUUGGGAUAAAACAAAGAUAAAAAUAAAAUGAGGAGAGAGUCCGUCAGUUCACAGUACUUACACAAAGUAGCUUGGGAUUGCAAUCUUAUAUUGAAGUCCGUAUGUAUUAUAAUGCAAUAGAUAUUUUUAGUAGAAUGAAGAUGACACAGGACAUUAUAUCCAGUGACUAGCCUUAUUUUGUUUAAAGCAAGCUCUUCAGGUGAGUCAUUUAUAGGAAACAAUAAUCACAUUUCUUGGUACAGGUACCUGCAAUUCAUUCACCAUUAGCCAUCAUCUUUGUUAAGACAUACAAUCUAACAUCCGUCUACCACGGAUGUUGAAGGAGGCACAGAUACAAUAGUCUGGUACUGUCAACAAUCAUCACCUGAUAUCUGUCUUACAAACUCACAGUAAACAAUGAUGUAUAUCAUUCAACUAUGCAUAAUGCUUGUGUGGCACAGUAGUCCAAGGUACAGGGUCCAGUAAAACCGAAGUACAGUCGUGGCCAAAAGUUUUGAGAAUGACACAAAUAUUAAUUUUCACAAAGUAUGCUGCCUCAGAUUGUAUGAUGGCAAUUAGCAUAUGCUCCAGAAUGUUAUGAAGAGUGAUCAGAUGAAUUGCAAUUAAUUGCAAAGUCCCUCUUUGCCAUGCAAGUGAACUGAAUCCUCCAACAAACAUUUCCACUGCAUUUCAACCCUGCCUCAAAAGGACCAGCUGACAUCAUGUCAGUGAUUCUCUCGUUAACACAGGUGUGAGUGCUGACGAGGACAAUGCUGGAGAUCACUCUGUCAUGCUGACUGAGUUCGAAUAACAGACUGGAAGCUUCAAAAGGAGGGUGGUGCUUGGAAUCAUUGUUCUUCCUCUGUCAACCAUGGUUACCUGCAAGGAAACACAUGCCGUCAUCAUUGCUUUGCACAAAAAGGGCUUCACAGGCAAGGAUAUUGCUGCCAGUAAGAUUGCACCUAAAUCAACAAUUUAUCGGAUCAUCAAGAACUUCAAGGAGAGUGGUUCAAUUGUUGUGAAGGCGGCUUCAGGGCACCCAAGAAAGUCCAGCAAGCGCCAGAACCGUCUCCUAAAGUUGAUUCAGCUGCGGGAUUGGAGCACCACCAGUACAGAGCUUGCUCAGGAAUGGCAGCAGGCAGGUGUGAGUGCAUCUGCACGCACAGUGAGGCGAUGACUUUUGGAGGAUGGCCUGGUGUCAAGAAGGGCAGCAAAGUAGCUACUUCUCUCCAGGAAAAACAUCAGGGACAGACUGAUAUUCUGCAAAAGGUACAGGGAUUGGACUGCUGAGGACUGGGGUAAAGUCAUUUUCUCUGAUGAAUCCCCUUUCCAAUUGUUCGGGGCAUCCGGACAAAAGCUUGUCUGGAGAAGACAAGGUGAGCGCUCCCAUCAGUCCUGUGUCAUGCCAACAGUAAAGUAUUCUGAGACCAUUCAUGUGUGGGGUUGCUUCUCAGCCAAGGGAGUGGGCUCACUCACAAUUUUGCCUAAGAACACAGCCAUGAAUAAAGAAUGGUACCAACACAUCCUCAGAGAGCAACUUCUCCCAACCAACCAGGAACAGUUUGGUGACAAACAGUGUCUUUUCCAGCAUGAUGGAGAACCUUGCCACAAGGCAAAAGUGAUAACUAAGUGGCUCGGGGAACAAAACAUCGAUAUUUUGGGUCCAUGGCCAGGAAACUCUCCAGACCUUAAUCCCAUUGAGAACUUGUGGUCAAUCCUCAAGAGGCGGGUGGACAAACAAAACCCCACAAAUUCUGACAAACUCCAAGCAUUGAUUAUGCAAGAAUGGGCUGCCAUCAGUCAGGAUGUGGCCCAGAAGUUAAUCGACAGCAUGCCAGGGUAGAUUGCAGAGGUCUUGAAAAAGAAGGGUCAACACUGCAAAUAUCGACUCUUGCAUUGCAUCAACUUCAUGCAAAUGUCAAUAAAAGCCUUUGAUACUUAUGAAAUGGUUGUAAUUAUACUUCGGUAUUGCAUAGUAACAUCUGACAAAAAUAUCUAAAGACACUGAAGCAGCAAACUUUGUGAAAAUGAAUGUUUGUGUCAUUCUCAAAACUGUUGGCUAUGACUAUACAAUGACAACUGACUUGAUCAUAAGUCUAGAUGGUAGAGUGAUAUUUUAUCAAAUAUAAAGGUUACAUGUCAUAUUUCAAUAUUGCUUUCUGACAUGAAAACUGAAUUUAGCUUGCAACCAAGGAACAAUGUAUGUACUGUAUGAAUGUAUUGUUGGUGUAAAAUGACUCAACACAUUUUGUCUGUACAUAAAAUAUCAUUUGUAAUAUAAUGUAACAAAGCUAACAUAUCACCAUACAGUUGCAAUAAACGAUGUGCAGCUUC